AUGGUGAGCAGUUUGAAACUCAUAUGGCGUCUGACAUCCCAGCAGGGUUCUUUAUGGGCUAAGUGGGUUCAUACGUAUCUAAUAUGUAAUGGAAAUUUCUGGGCUAUCAAAGAGAGCACAUCUUUAGGCUCUUGGAUAUGGCGGAAACUUUUAAAGUACAGGGACAAGGCUAAGGUCUUCCACAGAAUGGAGGUUCACAGUGGAAAAUCUACAUCCUUUUGGUAUGAUACCUGGUCAGAUAUGGGGCACCUCUAUGAUGUAGUAGGGCCACGAGGUUGUAUUGAUAUGGGUAUUAGAGCUACGGCAUCAGUGGCAUCUGUAUUCAACAGACAAAAAAGGGCUCACCGAGUUGAUGUAUUGAAUCAGAUUGAGGCAGUCCUGGAGAAUCAGAGGUUAAAGGCUGUUGAUGCAGAGGACACUCCUCUGUGGAAACAAAAAGAGGGGACUUAUAAAAACCUGUUUAGCACAAAGAGAACAUGGCAUCUCAUUCGCCAAGCUGCUCCUAUAGUUAAUUGGCACACAGGAAUUUGGUUUCAACAAGCCACACCAAAGUAUGCUUUUUGCACAUGGUUGGCUCUGCAUAACAGGUUGACAACUGGGGAUCGUAUGAUCACAUGGAGCUCAAGCAUUGAUCCAGCUUGUAUCUUCUGUCAACAUGGUAUCGAAACCCGCAAUCAUUUAUUUUUCGAGUGUGUGUUCACAGCAGCAGUGUGGACUAAAUUAACAAGAGGGCUUCUAGGAACGCACUUCAGUACAAACUGGGAUAGCAUCCUUUCUCUGCUAGUAAGCAACACUUUGGACUGCAGGGUCCGAUUUCUGGUUCGAGUUGUCUUUCAAACCUCUCUACUCUCGCUUUGGCGGGAAAGGAAUGAGAGACGGCAUGGCUCAACCCCUACUCCUAGUGCUUCCCUGGUCAAAUUCAUUGAUCGUCAAGUAAAGAACAAGUGUCUGUCCAUCCCGGUUACUGGAAAUCAAAGACUCGGAGCGCUUCUGCAACUCUGGUUUGCUUCACAAGCAUAA
Molecule: messenger RNA, 1020 nt
Organism: Brassica oleracea var. oleracea
Lineage: Eukaryota; Viridiplantae; Streptophyta; Magnoliopsida; Brassicales; Brassicaceae
Exons: 1
Coding region: 1-1020 (339 amino acids)
Source: RefSeq, a predicted model, not a curated record